GUCCGCGGCCCGCCCGAGCACUCCGGGACCGGCGGAGACACGGACGGGACACCGGCACCGACAGGGACACCGGCACCGACAGGGACACCGGCACCGACAGGGACACCGGCACCGCCGCGAUGGUGAAACCGCGGUACAAGGGCCGCUGCUCCAUCAACCCCUCCCGCGCCAGCACCAACCCCGAUCGAAUCGGGGGCGCGGGGGGGAACAACAUGCGGGACCGAGCGACCAUCCGGCGCCUCAACAUGUACCGGCAGAAGGAGCGCAGGAACAAACAUGGCAAAGUGAUCAAACCCCUGCAGUUUCAGUCCACCGUGGCACCAGGCACAGUGGCGAGGGUGGAACCAAAUAUCAAAUGGUUUGGAAAUACUCGUGUGAUCAAGCAGUCAUCCCUGCAGAAGUUCCAGGAGGAGAUGGAGACGGUGAUGAAGGAUCCUUACAGGGUGGUCAUGAAGCAAAGGAAGCUGCCCAUGUCCCUCUUCCAUGAUCGGAUCAAGCCACACACCUCCAGGGUUCACAUUCUUGACACGGAAACAUUUGAAACAACGUUUGGCCCCAAAUCACAGAGGAAAAGACCAACGCUGUCUGCAAGUGAUGUGCAGGCUCUGGUGGAGAAUGCUGAGGCCUCCUCAGAGUCUUAUGACCAGGACAAGGACCGAGACCUGGUGACAGAGGACACUGGUGUAAGGGAUGAAGCACAAGAGGAAAUCUUUAAGAAAGGACAGUCCAGAAGAAUCUGGGGUGAGCUCUACAAGGUGAUCGACUCGUCAGAUGUUGUUGUUCAGGUUCUUGAUGCCAGGGAUCCCAUGGGCACUCGCUCCCCUCAUGUGGAAUCUUAUCUGAAAAAGGAGAAACACUGGAAACAUCUCAUUUUUGUCCUGAACAAAUGUGAUCUCGUUCCUACCUGGGCUACUAAACGUUGGGUUGCUGUCCUUUCCCAGGAGUAUCCAACACUGGCUUUCCACGCCAGCCUCACAAACCCUUUUGGCAAAGGUGCUUUCAUACAGCUUCUAAGGCAGUUUGGAAAGGUACAGAACAAUUCUGGGGAUCUGUAUGGUUGGGGUGGGGGAGUUAGUGUGUGGUGUUUUGCUUUGUUAGGGUUUGGGGCUCAGUGCUGCAGUGGUGUACAAGGACGUGUUAUUUCUCACCAGUUACACUCUGACAAGAAGCAGAUCAGCGUGGGGUUCAUUGGUUACCCCAAUGUUGGCAAGAGCUCAGUGAUCAAUACCCUACGAUCCAAGAAGGUCUGCAACGUGGCCCCCAUUGCAGGGGAAACAAAGGUGUGGCAGUACAUCACCCUGAUGCGGCGCAUCUUCCUCAUCGACUGCCCCGGGGUGGUUUAUCCGUCGGGAGACACGGAGACAGACAUCGUGCUGAAGGGAGUGGUUCAAGUUGAAAAGAUUAAGAGCCCCGAAGACCAUAUUAGUGCUGUGCUGGAAAGGGCCAAAGCAGAGUACAUCAGGAAGACAUACAAAAUUGAUUCCUGGAAGGAUACAGAAGACUUCCUGGAGAAACUUGCUGCUAGGACUGGAAAACUGCUAAAGGGUGGUGAGCCUGACUUGCAGACUGUGAGCAAGAUGGUUCUCAAUGACUGGCAGAGGGGCAGAAUCCCAUUCUUUGUGAAGCCACCGAAUGCAGAACCAGGUGAACCAGGUCCCCAGCCUCCUGCAUUUGAAGCAAGCCAAGAUAAUACUGAGGAGAAAGUCUCUGAGUCGAUGGCAUCAGGAGUGGAGCCAGAAGAGAGGAACAACCCAGACAGUGAAAUCAGGCAGCUCAUGUCCCACGUUCGGCAGAACUUCGGCAGGAUUAACGUGGCACCUCAGUUCUCAGAAGAAGACCUGGUUCCUGUGGAUGUGCCAGGCUUUGAUGAGACAGACAGUGAUUCCUGUGGAGAGGAAGAGCAGGAGGAGGAGAAGGAGGAGAAUGAGCAACAGCAGGAUGCAGGAGAGGAGGAAUCGCAGGUGGCUGCGCCGGGUGCCAGGGAGAGUUCUAAAGCAGUUCUUAAGGCUCUGGAGGACAAGAUUGCAAAAUACAAAAAAUUCCUGGAUAAAGCCAAAGCCAAGAGGUUCUCAGCAAUAAGAAUCCCUAAGGGACUGAGUGACAAAGUGUUUGCAAAAUCCAUGCAGAAGGCUGAAGAACCCAAAGAAACUGAAGACAGAGGCAGCACAGAAAAGAAAAGAAAGAGGAAAGCAGAAGAGGGAGGUGAUGAUGAUGACCAGUUGGGUAAACAGCCUUGCAAGAAACUCACAUCCAAAGAAAGGAGACGAGCCGAGAGGCAGCAGCGCUCCAAGAAAGUUGGAGUCCGGUAUUAUGAAACUCACAACGUGAAAAAUAAGAAUAAGAACAAGAAAAAAACUGGCUUGGAGGAACAAAGAUCAAAGCACAAAAAAUACAAACAUAAGCAAUAGCUGCUUAUUCUAUUAAAUUUUACAUAAAACA
Messenger RNA from Chiroxiphia lanceolata (lance-tailed manakin), 2439 nucleotides. It is a transcript of the gene GNL2, whose product is annotated as G protein nucleolar 2. NCBI's taxonomy places the organism in Eukaryota, Metazoa, Chordata, Aves, Passeriformes, Pipridae. Gene Ontology annotation, cellular component: nucleolus. The coding region runs from base 120 to 2408 and encodes 762 amino acids. The record is from RefSeq and is a predicted model, not a curated record. The transcript has 16 exons. Gene Ontology annotation, molecular function: GTP binding.